GAUGAAGAGAAGAAGAGUCUGCAGUCAUUCCCCGCCGAGAGCUACAAUUUAGGAAAAGACGUUGACCAAAUAAACCUCCUAACCCCCCCACCAUUCACAAUUAUUGCAUGGAAAGCGUGCCCAUGUCGGCAUCAUCGAUCCCCAACCUGCUCUCCUUGCGGGGCGGGGCAAACGGUCGAGGCCGGGGUCGGGCCCGAGGUGGCCUAGGCCGGGGUGGUGGUCCCGGAUCCGGACCCGGCCCCAGCCACGACGCAACAAUACAGGGCACCGACACCGACGCAGCCGUCUCUCGUCUGAGUGCGGUAGAAUUAGGUUACCUAUCAGAUCCUUACGCCCGGCUCUUCGUGCAAGGUCCUGCCACUCGUCGUCUCCCCAUCAUCAACAGGGGCACCUACACGCGGACCACCGCCAUCGAUGCUCUCGUCGACCGCUUCCUGGCCUCUACCAGCCCGGAUGAACCUAGGCAAAUCGUCUCCCUGGGCGCGGGCACCGACACCCGCUGCCUACGCCUCUUCGCUUCAGCUCAACACCAUCGCAACAUUGUCUAUCACGAAAUCGACUUCCCAACGAUCAUAGCCCGCAAACAAGCCAUCAUCGGCUCCACCUCUUUUCUACGAACCCUUCUCUCCACACCAGAACCCCUCUCGCCUACUACAUGGCACUCCCACUCGCUCACCCCUCCCGACGGCGGAAACAACAACACCCUCACCCUCCACGGCCUCGACCUCCGCACCCUAACCGCCUCCACCCCUCCCCUCCCCAACCUCAUCCCCACCGCCCCGACCCUCCUCCUAUCCGAGUGCUGCCUCUGCUACCUCCCGCCCCAGCACGCCAGCGCCGUGCUAUCCCACUUCAGCACGCACCUCCCCCGCCACCACCUCGGCCUGGUCCUCUACGAACCCAUCCUGCCGCGCGACCCCUUCGGCAAGACGAUGGUGUCCAACCUCGCGGCGCGCGGCAUCCGCAUGCCGACGCUCGACGCCUACCCCGCGCCGGCCGACCAGGAGCGCCGGCUGCGCGAGGCCGGGUUCGCCGAGGUGCGCGCGCGGACCGUGGACGGGAUCUGGGAGGGCUGGGUCGGGGAGGGGGAGAAGGAGAGGGUGGAUUCGCUGGAGGGCGGGUUGGAUGAGGUGGAGGAGUGGCGGUUGCUCGCGGGGCAUUAUAUCGUGGCUUGGGGGUGGAGGGGCGAGAUGGGGGAUUUGGAUGUUGGGGGUGGCGGUGGUGGGGGGUAGGGGACGGGCCAUGGC
Messenger RNA from Chaetomium fimeti, 1247 nucleotides. Its product is annotated as S-adenosyl-L-methionine-dependent methyltransferase. NCBI's taxonomy places the organism in Eukaryota, Fungi, Ascomycota, Sordariomycetes, Sordariales, Chaetomiaceae. Gene Ontology annotation, biological process: C-terminal protein methylation. Gene Ontology annotation, molecular function: protein C-terminal leucine carboxyl O-methyltransferase activity. Bases 108 to 1232 code for a protein of 374 amino acids. The record is from RefSeq and is a predicted model, not a curated record. The transcript has a single exon.